AUGACGUGGGCGAUCUUCCGUGCAGUCUGGGCGGCAUUGGGGCUCGGGCACGAUCGAGUCGGACAUUGGGGCAAUCCGUGCUACUUUCCGGAUUUUUGCUACAACUGGGGCUCGCCAGUACGCUUUGUGACCGACAUGUACUCGUUGGAGAUGCAUGAGAGGGAGCUGCAACGAGCUGGGCAGCUUAGAACCCUCAGGGUUGCUGGUUCCGUCCGCAAUCCGCUGGUCAUGAUCGCUUCGGCCUACUGCUACCACCACGGGGGUCAGGAAGACACGAAUGUGAUGUUUUAUCCCAAGGGCACCGUGCAGAGCCUGGGGCCGGAAGAUGGCGUUGCCUUCGUCGCCCAGCGCAUGAUGGUUCUGAUGGACAACCUGACCGCCUUCUAUGAGACCCCUCGAAAUGAUACCUUGCGUCUUAGCUUCGAGGAAGCUGACGGAUCCUCGGAAGGCUUCGACCAAGAAGUUGGUCGACUGCUAGACUUUUGGUUCCAGGGUGUGCCACUCCAUGCGGAUGACCGGCGAAGGGCUUUGGAAGCGGCAAGACAAGGAGAUCUGCACAGGCAUCCGUACCCUGGCCAUACGAACGACGACGCUUGCAUGCAGGUGGCGCAGCAUGCGGUCUUCUCGAUGCCUGCAGAUCUCUUGGGUAUCUACCAGUCCUAUGCCAGAAGGCUUGGCUACCCCUACACGGAGGAGCUUCUACCUCAACGAGCUGCUCUUGCUCCCUCCAACAGGGGUCCAUUCGAGCAUCCCGUGAAAGUCAGGACUGAGUGA
Molecule: messenger RNA, 774 nt
Organism: Symbiodinium sp. CCMP2592
Lineage: Eukaryota; Dinophyceae; Suessiales; Symbiodiniaceae
Source: the annotation of a GenBank genome assembly